This is a messenger RNA of Suillus paluster, 1210 nucleotides long. RefSeq lists its product as uncharacterized. Lineage: Eukaryota; Fungi; Basidiomycota; Agaricomycetes; Boletales; Suillaceae. The record is from RefSeq and is a predicted model, not a curated record. The coding region runs from base 35 to 1036 and encodes 333 amino acids. The transcript is spliced from 17 exons.
UAUUGCAUUGCUGACAGAACUGCCUCAGUCAACAAUGUCCUCUGACUCAGCGCAGGACAUCACCCCACAACUUGACCUCGGGGACACGUUUGGGGCACUUUUUAUCGCGGCUAUUAUUGCAGCACUUCUCUUUGGUGUGACAAAUGUUCAAGCUUUCGUGUACUUUCAGACACAUAGAGGCACAGGGACGACAUUCUAUAAGCUAGUCGUGAUUUUUCUUUGGACACUCGAUGCCCUGCACCUGGCCUUGAUCGUCCAUGGCAUCUAUUAUUAUCUGGUAAUCAACUACGCGAACAUCGCUGCGCUCCCAGAAAUUGAAUGGAGUUCCAAACUUCAGAUCCCAAUCGAUACGGUCAUCGUUUGGGGGGUCAAUUUCCUGUAUGUUCAACGCAUAUGGAUAGUCAACAGGGGUCGAUCAAGAACUCUCCCUAUAACAGUGGGCAUAAUCGUGGUCCUAGGUUUAGGUACUGCCAUCAAUUUCAAUUGGGCAGCAUAUCGGUGCCACACGUACGCGGAGUUAUUGAAAAUCGAGUGGGCGAACUACUUGAUGUUGGGCACAAUUACUUCUCUCGAUAUCCUUAUUGCAUCAUCGCUAUGCUAUCUCCUCACUACCUCUCGUACUGGGUUCACUAGCACCGAUUCCUUCGUAACGAGGCUCAUGAGUUACACCAUUAGUACCGGCUGUGUAACAAGUAUAUCUUCAUUGACAGCUAUCAUUACAUGCGCAGUGAUGCCGAAGAACUUCGUUUUCCUUGGUGUUGAAUUUUUGGUGGCGAAAAUAUACAUAAACUCGUACAUUGCACUUCUGAACGCACAAUACUACACACAGGCCGAGUCAGACAAUUUUCAUUGUUCCGAACUCCAUAUCUCCAACGGCGUUUACCGUCCGGAACUGUGUCUCAGUGCGUCGCAAAGCGAGACCUUCACUGCAUCCCGGAAGAAUGCAUUUAAACAUCCUAGCGAUGUGGUGCAUCCUGCUCGAUUCAAGCGGUCGAGUGUGGUAACGAUAGAAAUGGAUUCUUGCUCGACAGUGUGAUGGAUUAGCAUGCAUGGAUUUUUGUCUGCUUGUAUAACGAGAUUGGACUCGCAAUUUCUUCACGUUGCUUCAGCGUGUUAUCUGUUUACUAGCAACUGUCAUUUUUUUCAAACGUUCUGAGCUAUAGGGAGAACAGUCGUUCCUUGUAAUCGAGGUGCUGCACAUUCUUGUGUG